UAAUAUUUACUUGUUAAGUAUUAAAAUUAAAGUAAUUUAAUAAGUGUUCACAGCUUUCAUAUACUCAAUGUAUAAGGGUGCUAAGUUCAACAUCAAUUAAAUUAAACUAUCAAUUUACAAGCUAUUUACAUAACAUUGUUUAAAAUGUUUGAAAUAUUAUCAACACAUACUGUAUAUUGUUCAGUUUAUAAUAUAAAUACACUACAGUUAUAUUAAUACAGUUAUUUUAAAAACCAUUCAUAAUUGUAUAUUAUAAUUGUGAAAAUUAAUACAUGCUACUAGCAUUAAUCAACAAACUCGUAAGGCAUACAAUGGCUUUUAAUGAUGAGAGGGCUCGCUAUCUAUCGAUGCCAUUGACUGAGAAGCGACGGGAAUACCAGUGCGGCGAUGACUACAAGACAUUGGCGUCAAUACAACCACUGAGACAAUCAACGAAUGGAGUAAAGGAUUCAAUGGACGACUCGAUGGACUCAUUGUGUGAUAAGAUAUCGGUGUUUGUCGGCGACAUAACUACCCUCGAGGUCGACGCUAUUGUCAACGCCGCUAAUAAGCACCUGAUGCCUGGUGGUGGAGUGGACGGAGCCAUAUAUAAAGCUGCCGGUGCUCAGUUACUACAGUCUGAGACACAGACAUUAGGUGGUUGUCCAACGGGUAGCAGUAUUAUCCAUACUGUGGGACCGGUUGGUGAGAAUCAGAAGGAACUGGAGUCGUGUUAUAAGGGUUCAUUGGAUUUAAUGGCUGAACAUAACCUAAAGUCGAUAGCCUUUCCCUGUAUAUCAACCGGUAUUUAUGGCUAUCCCAAUGAAAAGGUUGCCCAGGUAGCUAUAGGGACAGUAAGUAAAUGGUUGCAUACUAGCCAAUAUGCCCCGCAAGUUGACCGGGUGAUAUUUUGUCUGUUUUUAGAAAAGGACAUUGAUAUUUAUACUAAACUUAUUCCGACAUAUUUUCCCAUGAACAAAUUAUAA
This is a messenger RNA of Oppiella nova, 965 nucleotides long. The record is from the annotation of a GenBank genome assembly. Lineage: Eukaryota; Metazoa; Arthropoda; Arachnida; Sarcoptiformes; Oppiidae.